AUUCUACAAGAGAGAAGAAUGUUUAAAAAGUUCACAGAAAAGGAAAAUGUUUCUGGAAUAACACAGCUUAAAUCUUCAGUGCAGAAGGGCAUAAGGAAUUCAAUUCUAGAAACCUACCCGGACCUAGAACCCUAUAUAGACAAUUCUUCUCCAACAUUCAGAUUGGCUUUUCGGAGCAAAAGUUUUUUGUUCGCAGUUUUGAAUGAUAUUUUUCCCCUUGGAUCCGCUGGAUCCGUAAAUCCGCAUAUUUUUGCCUAUCCGGAUUCAGAAAGCCAAAAUGUUGUGGAUCCAACGGAUCCGGAUCCUAAGCACUGCCAGAAUUACCAGAUUUUUAAGAAAAUGAUUUAUUAUUUUCGUUUAUUUCAGGUUGUGAAAUGUCAUGAUCAUAUAGAACUUCUAGUUAAUUCAGGGGGAGAUCUUCUCUUCUUUAGACAUCAUAACGAGCAAUGGUGUCCCACUCUUCGUCUUCUACACCAGUAUCCGUUCCUUCUUCCUCAACAGCGGGUAGAUAAAGGAGCUAUUAUAAUUUUAUCUACUCUCAUAAAAGGUACGGUGGUCUCCGUAUUUGCUGAAGGGAAAUUGACAGCUCUGGCUGUUGGAAAAGCUGUCAUGUCGACAAAAGAUAUUGCAGAAAAAAACAAGGGUAUGGGUGUUGAGAACUACCAUUACCUAAACGAUGGUUUGUGGAAUAUGACCUCUGUCAAACAUUAGUCCUGUGAUCCCCGUCUACACGUGUUCCAGUCCAGGUUCUGCAGCAAUACACAUCAUACAUUGGAAAUUUUUUCUUUUUUUCUUUAAAUUAUGAAAUGUCGCCAAGUAUGUUGCAACAAAUACAAAUAACUAAAUUCCUUAGCCACAAUUUUUAUAUAAAAGAAAUAUAAAGAUUUCGAACUUUCUGGUUUCUAAUUAAAAAAUUGAACUUAAUUAACUAAUCGUAAUUUAUGGAAAUGGGUUUGUAUGAAAAUCUUUAACUCUAGAAAAGUUUCUAAAGAACAGAUAUUCGUUGCUUGUGGUAUUGGGCUGGGUACUUCUGUAGGUCUAAUUGAAUCUGUGUACACUGUAUUUCAGA
Messenger RNA from Eurytemora carolleeae, 1069 nucleotides. It is a transcript of the gene MCTS1, whose product is annotated as malignant T-cell-amplified sequence 1-like. NCBI's taxonomy places the organism in Eukaryota, Metazoa, Arthropoda, Copepoda, Calanoida, Temoridae. The record is from RefSeq and is a predicted model, not a curated record. Gene Ontology annotation, biological process: formation of translation preinitiation complex. Gene Ontology annotation, molecular function: RNA binding.